Rotaria sp. Silwood2 is the source of this 6456-nucleotide messenger RNA. The record is from the annotation of a GenBank genome assembly. NCBI's taxonomy places the organism in Eukaryota, Metazoa, Rotifera, Eurotatoria, Philodinida, Philodinidae.
AUGGCCCAAAUACAAAACAAUUCGAGCUCUUCGACUAGACGUUCAUUAAGAUUAUUAACUGCUGAACGAAAAUCAACAAUAAACAAAUUCAAUAUAGAAGAAGAAGAAGAAGAAGAAGAACAACAACAACCAACAACGACUGCACGUCAAGCAAAAUCUAAAGCACUUGAAGCCCUUUCAAUUAGUAAUAAUAAGCGUCGAAUAGAAACUGAUUCUGAUAUAAACGAAGAUCAAGAAGAUAAUAGAAAACGAACAUCAUCAUCUCGUCAUAGUACUGUUCAUGCAACAAGUACUAUAAGACGUCGUAAAAGACAAAGUGAAAAAUUAUCAAAUAUAACAACAUUGAAACGUCAACGACCAUCAUCAUCCGAAGAAGAAGAAGUAGAAGAGCAAGGCAAUCAAUUAAAAUCCAAAAGAAAUUCUGCACCUAUUUUCUCUCAUCAUAAUCGACGAAAACAAAGUGAUUCGGAAAAACGAAGUGAAAGUACAGAUACGGGGAACCUUUGCGGACGAGAACAAAGUACAGUUGUAAGUGAUCCUUCAACUAGUAAUAAUCGACGAUCACGUCGUUAUACAACGAAAUCUUAUAUUGAUUAUUUGACAACGGGUCAAUCGUCUUCUAGUCGUUCAUCGGUGCCUGUCACCAAUAUCACCGGUACAGAUAGCCGAUCGUGUCAUACAAAUAAUACCGGUGUCACAUCUCCAAAUAAUCCUUUACAUUUAUUUAAUUCUCCUGCGUAUUAUCAUCAAAAUUCUUCAUCUCCUCCGCCGUCAUCAUCAUCAGCACAAACAUAUUCUGGUAUUGUUCCAACAACAUCAUCAACUUCUCCAUUUGUUGCUAGUAGUACUCAUCGAACAACCAAGCAAUCUAUACAAAUGUCAACCGAAAGUGAUACUGAUCCUGAUAAUAGUCCAACAGCACGUGAUAUUCUAAGUGAUGCAAGUUUUGCUCGUAGUGCUGCAAGUAGUGGUUCAGCAAGUGCAGCAUUAUUUCAUACAUUAUCAGGCCGUGUUCAACAUUUAAUGAGUAGAGUUGGAGGCGGAAGUUCAAUUAAUGGACGUUUACAACAAUAUAUCCAAGGAUUACAAUCAUCAGAUCCUGAUGUUAAAUUAACAACACUUAAUGAAUUAUGUUCUUUUCUUGUUAUGAGUAAUGAAGAUACAUUACCGGGAUUUCAAUUUCGUGCACUCUAUCCACCAUUACGUGAAUGUUUAGCAGAUGAAAAUGAAGCAAAUGCUGAAAUAGUUUUAACAGCAUGUCGAGCAUUAACAUAUCUUAUGGAAGCAUUACCACGCUCAGCAAUUCAAGUUGUUGAAGCUACACCAAUAUUUUUAAAUAAAUUACGAAGUAUAACAUCAAUUGAUAUAGCUGAACAAGCAUUAACAGCAUUAGAUAUGAUAUCAAAAAGAAAUGCAAAACAAAUUCUUGUUUGUGAUGGUAUUGGUGCAUGUCUUGAAUAUAUUGAUUUUUUUUCCAUAACAUCACAACAUAAAGCAUUAUCUAUAGUUGCAAAUUGUUGUAUACAUAUAGUAACAUCAAAUGAUUUUAAAUAUGUUCGUGAACAUUUAGAAAAUUUAUCAAAUCGUUUACGUUCGGAUGAUAAAAAAACUAUUGAACAUAUUUGUUCAAUAUUUACACGUUUAGUAGAAAAUUUUUAUCGUGAUUCAGCAAUAUUAUGUGAACUAGCAUCACAAGAAUUACUUAAAACAAUGCAAACAAUGAUUAUUGUACAACCAUCAUUAAUAAAUAGUAUAACAUUUGUUAGUAUUAUUCAUAUGCUUUAUAUUUUUUCGGCUUAUUGUCCAAUACUUGCUGUUACAUUACUUAAAAUGAAUAUAGCAGAAACCUUAAUAUGUCUUUUAACGGGUUCAGUUGAAGGUAAAAUUCUAACUAGAAAAUCAAUAACAUAUAAAUCUGCUGCCUUAUCAAUGAAUGAAACAAUAACAAAUAUGACAACAAUACAACAAACAAAUAAUAUUGAACUUAUACCACGUACACCACAAGAAUUAUUUGAAAUUGUUUCAUUAAUUGGAGAAAUGAUGCCAAAAUUACCAAUUGAUGAACCAUUAUUUCAAGUUGAUCAAUUAUUUCGAGCUGGAAGAGGAUAUGAUGCUAGUGCAAAUGGUUAUGUUUUGUGGUAUUGGCAAGAUGAUCAAGGUCAAUUACGUCCAUAUUCAUCUCAAGAUUCUCGAACAAUCGAACAUGCAUGGCAACAACAUGAAGAAGAAGUACAAUUAGUUAUAUCUGGUCGAAAUUAUCUUCUUGAUUUACAACAAUUACAACAAAUUAAUGAAGAAACUAAUCAAGCACGUUUUAUUAAACGUCUUGUAACACCAGGUUCACCUAAUCCUGUUGAAUCUACAACACCACCUCCUUCAUUAUCAACAGAUGAAUUAACAAAUGAUUCAUCAUCUCAACCAACAACGACAAUAUUAAAUAAUUCAAUUGAUAUUCGAACAGAAACUUUAAAAGAUAAUAUUGAAUUAUAUAAUUCAUUUGUACAAUCAUUAUUUCCUAUUCUAUAUGAAGUUUAUAAUACAUCAGCUGGGCCAGCUGUAAAACAUCGUUGUUUACAAACAUUACUUCGUAUGAUAUAUUAUUCAUCAUCUGAUUUACUUGAAACAAUUUUAAAACAACAAUCAAUAUCAUCAAAUAUAACAUCAAUGCUUGCAUCAUGUGAUUAUAAAAUUGUUAUUAGUGCAUUGCAAAUAUCAGAAAUUUUAAUGAAAAAGUUACCUGAUAUAUUUUCUGUAUAUUUUUAUCGUGAAGGUGUUGUACAUCAAAUUGAAAUUCUUAUUGGAUUUGGUAUAACAUCACAAACAAAUUUACCAAUAUCACAUACACAUCAUACAACAACAAGUCAAAGUCAACUUGAUCUUGCUCAAAUGAAUGAAAAUCCAUCAACACCAACAAAUCCUAUCCUAAAUGAAUCUUUUGAUGAUCAACAAAUUCAUUCACAUAGUAAUGAUUCUUCUUCAACAUCACAAACUCAUUCAAAAACUCAAUCAUUUUCAUAUCGAACAACAACAUCAUCUCGUCGUCAUCAAACAGAAUCAAAUACAACUAAAAUCGAAACACGUUCACAACGUUCACGUAUACCUCCAACAUUAUCAAGUUCUCGUAUUAAACCAUCAUUACAUUCAAUGUUUGAUGAAAUGACAUCAUCAACACCUCCGGAUGCAUCAUCAUCAUCAUCAAUACCUAUUGGUCGUGGUCGUUUCACACGUGGUGGUGGUGCUACAAAUUCAGGAUUUUUUCGACCAACAACUUAUGAUUCAUCAUCUCCUUUUGGAUCAACAAUUAGUAAUCGACCUCGCCCAACAACACCAAUUUAUGCACCAUCACCUUAUUUACAACAACAAGCAUAUGCAUAUGCAACAAGUGCGCCAACUGCAGCUUCAUUAGUUAUAUCAACUAGUUUAUCUUCUCGCCAACAAUCUCAACUAACAUUAUCAACACAAGAAAAAACAAAAUUAAAAGAAUGGAUACAAAAUCAAGCACAAAAUUUUCGUGCGAAUUAUUUUUCAAAUAAUUCAUCAACAUCAAAUAUUGCUUUACAAAUAAUAAAUCGUUUAGCAUCAGCUGUUGAUAUAUUACAUGUUGGAAAAGAACAUUUAGAAAAUACAAAAGCAUUACGUGAUAUUGCAAAUAUAAUAGCUAAAGGUGAUGUAACACCAUUUGAAAUGGUACAUAGUGGUUUAAUAACAAAAUUAUUUCAAUAUUUAACUGAUCAUACGUCAUUACCAAAUGAUCGAUUAGAUAGAUUAAAAUUAUUUUUAAAUAUAUUUAUGAAUAUACCUUAUGAAAAUACAGAUGAUAAUGAAAAAGAUUUAAAACAAUUUAUUAUUGAUCUUCAUCAUGCACAAUUAAAUAAUGGAAAAUCUAAUCAAAAUAUUUUAAGCCAUUUAGUUUGUAAAUUACAUGGAUGUAUUAAUCAACUUGAACAGUUUCCUAUUAGAGUCAAUGAUGUUACUGGUCGAUCUGUUCAUAGUUCAGCUCUUCGAUUAAUAUCAACUCAUCAACUUAAAUGUAGUCUUGUUCGACAUCCACAAUGUAAAACAUUAAAACAAUGGAAUAGUAGUCCGGUGAAAAUUGAUCCAUUUGCAAUUGUAUCAGCCAUUGAAAAAUAUUUACUUUUACGUGGUGUAGCUAGUGGAUCAAAUGAUGAUUCAUCAGGUAUCAUUGAUGACGAAGAAAGUGAAGUAUCCAAUGAAUCUGAUGCUGAAGAUGUUAUUAAUGUUCUUGCUCAUUCAUCAACAAUGAGACUUGAAUUUUUAAUUAAUGAUCAUAUUAUUCCAAAUAAUAUGACUUUAUAUCAAGCUAUUCGAAUGUAUAGUACAUCAACACAAAGAACUACUGAUGGUGAAUCUGAAACUGAUACUGAUGAAUCCGUAGUGUCAUCAUCUAAUAUAUGGACACGUGUACAUACAAUUCAUUAUCGUCAAUUAACAAAUUCUUCAUCAACAGUACCUGCUGUUAGUACAGCAAUUGGUGCUGCUAGUACAACAACAACAACGACAACAUCAUCAUCAUCAUCAUCAUCAUCAAAUCGUUUGCGACAAACAACAACUAAUACGCAAAGUUCAUCAUCAAAAUCUUCGAAAAAACCUAUUAAAACUGCCAAACGUUCACCUAUUCCAACAACAAUUGAUGAAUUAUGGAUAAAUGGUCAAUGUCCAAAAGCAAAAUCUUUAUUAAUAUCAACAUUAGAUGAAUCUCUAUCAUCAAUAUUAACAAUAAAUGAUUUAUCAUUAAAUGCUAUAUCAUUACUUCAUAUAUUAAAUAGUUUAAAUCUUUAUUGGUAUGAUCUUUAUUGUCAUACAAAUACAAUGUUAAAUCAUCAUAAUUUAUUAUUAACAUUAACAUCAAAAAAUGAAUAUUUAUCAACAAAAUUAACCUCAAAAGUAAAUAGACAAUUACAAGAUCCAAUUGUUAUUAUGAUGGGACGUAUCCCAUCAUGGAUAACUGAAAUGGGUUAUACAUGUUCAUUUUUAUUUCCAUUUGAAACGCGACAAAUGAUUUUUUAUCCAUGUGCAUUUGAUCGUGAACGUGCAAUGCAAAGACUUUUAGAUAGUUCAGAUAUGUUAACACAACAACAUAAUAAUGAUCAAAAUGAUAGACAAUCAGUCGCACCAAGAAUUGAAAGAAAAAAAGUUAAAUUAUCAAGAGUAAAUAUACUUUCUGAAAUGGAAAAAAUUCUUGAUAAUUGGAAUUCAAAACACUUUUUAGAAGUUCAAUAUGAAGAUGAAGUUGGUUUUGGUCUUGGUCCAACAUUAGAGGCAUAUUCAUUAUUAUCAAAAGAAUUACAAAAAAAUGGAUUAGAACUAUGGAGAACGGAUAGAAUUUUUGAUUCACAUAAAGAUAAAGAUAUACCAAUGCCUGAAUAUGUCGAUACACGUCAUGGUCUUUAUCCUGCACCAUUAGGUCGUAAUGCAAAAGCAAAUGUAAUUACCAAAGUUCGUCAAAAAUUUAAAUUUCUUGGAAAAUUUAUGGCUAAAGCAUUAAUGGAUUCAAGAAUGAUUGAUAUGCCAUUUAGUAUUAUUUUUUAUAAAUGGAUGCUAGGAGAAGAAGAAAAUUUAAAUCUUGAAGAUCUUAUUCAUAUAGAUACAAAUUUAUAUGAACAAUUUAAAAAAUUACAAACAAUUGUAUCAGUACGUGAUAAAAUAAUGGUACAAAACCAAAUAACAAAUCAACAAAUAACAAUAAAUAAAUUAAAUAAUAAAAAACGUUUAAAAUCAAAAGAUGAUUCACAAUUAGAACAUUCAACAUAUUCAAAUACAUUUGAUGAAAAUGAUCAGAGAUUAUUACUUGAUGGUUGUAAAAUAGAUGAUUUAUCACUUGUAUUUACAUUACCUGGUUAUCCAAAUAUUGAAUUAAAAAAAGGUGGAAAAGAUUGUUUAGUUACAAUACAAAAUCUUGAUCAAUAUAUAAAUUUGGUUGUCUAUUGGACAUUAGUUGAAGGUGUUCGACGUCAAUUUGAAUCAUUUCGUGAUGGAUUUAAUUCAAUAUUUCCUAUUAAUCAUUUGAAAUGUUUUUAUCCCGAUGAACUUCAUCAAGUAUUUUGCGGUAGUGGUUCAACGGAAUUAUGGGAUCUUAAAGUUUUACUUGAAUCAACACGUUGUGAUCAUGGAUAUAAUUUGAACAGUCGAGCAGUUAAAUGGCUUUUUGACAUAAUGAUUAACUUUGAUAUUGAUGAGCAAAGAUCAUUUUUACAAUUUGUAACUGGUAGUCCGCGAUUACCUGUUGGAGGCUUUCGAAUGCUUCAUCCUCCAUUGACAAUUGUUCGAAAAGCAGCUGAAAAUAAUAGUGAUAAUACCAAUUCGGAUUCAUUUUUACCAAGUGUAAUGACCUGUGUCAACUAUCUUAAAUUGCCAGAUUAUUCAUCAAAAGAAAUUAUGAAAUUGAAACUAACAACAGCGAUACGAGAUGGUCAAUAUGCGUUUCUACUAUCUUGA